This is a messenger RNA of Musa acuminata AAA Group (dessert banana), 702 nucleotides long. RefSeq names its product signaling peptide TAXIMIN 1. NCBI's taxonomy places the organism in Eukaryota, Viridiplantae, Streptophyta, Magnoliopsida, Zingiberales, Musaceae. The coding region runs from base 298 to 528 and encodes 76 amino acids. The transcript is spliced from 2 exons. The record is from RefSeq and is a predicted model, not a curated record.
UGUUGAUGUGGGUAAAAUGAGACAGGAGGGUAUGGAUUAGCUCUGCUACGAGUUCCUGUGAUCCCAAUAUCGUCACCCGUGUCAUCCUCCUGUUUGGGAGUUCUGCAAUUGUUCGACUCGCCACCAACUCAUCUCAAUCUGCUACAGCUGCCUCUGUUCCUUGCCGUGGAAGCAAUCUACUAGUCUUCUUCAAGACCGAGAAGACGUGUUGGGCUUUCUUUGCUUUGACGCUGCUUCCUCCGUAAUAUAUGUAUCUGAAGCUGAUGGUUCGAUUCAGAACACCGAUAGGGGAAGAGCAUGUGUUGCGAUGGUGAGUGCAGGCCUCUGGGGUGGCUGUUGGGCCUCCCCUUCGCCUUCCUCUCCCUCCUCGUCUCCGUCGUCGGCGUCGCCGUUUGGAUCGUCGGGUUGCUGCUGUCUUGCAUCUGCCCUUGCUGUCUGUGCGUGACGGUGCUGGUGGAGGUGGCCAUUGAGCUCGUCAAGGCCCCUCUCCAUGUCAUGGAGUGGUUCACCUCGCAGAUCCCCUGUUAGCGACAUCCUGCUUUCAUCUUUCUUUCUUUCUUUCCCCUGUUUUCCUGUUCUCGAGUUGCCAUUGGAAGAGUGUGGUGUGUGAAUGAGUGACGCUGCUGUAGAUUUCUUGCUAUUCAUCUCUCUUCUCUCGUUUAGCUUGUAAUAAAUCUGUGACACAAACAAAAGCUUCCCUCA